This is a messenger RNA of Podospora pseudopauciseta, 2274 nucleotides long. RefSeq lists its product as uncharacterized. Lineage: Eukaryota; Fungi; Ascomycota; Sordariomycetes; Sordariales; Podosporaceae. The record is from RefSeq and is a predicted model, not a curated record. The transcript is spliced from 6 exons. The coding region runs from base 925 to 2007 and encodes 360 amino acids.
UCACCGUUACUUUCGCCUACCUAUCGACUCACGUCUUUCAGUAUUAGAUCACAAGAUAUAUUCAACACUUGCAAGCAUAUGUUGUUUCUUCUUCGAGAGCUCAUCACAGUUGCAUUCUGAAAAAAAUACCACCGGUGCUCGGUGCGCCUCAGCCACCCUGAAACAUCACCUGUCCGGGUCAAAUGAACCCGAUUAGACUUGCAUGUUCUCGAGAGUCAACAGGAAGACUACCGGUUGGUUGGUGUUGGUGACCAGCGUUUCCCCAGAGCUCCUCCUCGCUACUCACAUCCCGUCUGAGAGCUGCUGUGCUUUCAAGCACAAGUCAUGGGUUGUCAAGCAAGUGGCUGUACCCCCACGACCCUACCACCCCACAUCUCCAUGCGCCUUCAAGUGACGGGUCGAGAUCUCCCAAGGCUAGCAUCGUACAUUCAUAUCCUUCUUUGGCAGGAAGCACAUGUUUGAACCUUGAUCCGCACAAGGGUUGAGCUGUCAGUGCUCGGGUUGGUCACAGUGAUGGCCAUGUAUCGCAGUCACCGGCGUCUCCGACCUCUUGGCUCACCUCUCUAGUUCAGUUCCUGUAAACAUUUUCAUACACCAUCUACCGGCACCAUUUGCCGAUGGACUCGAGAAUCACGCCGAGCAUCAUGCAUGUUUACAAGAGCUCCAGUACUGCACGUGAAGUUCGCUGUAUCAAUUUUAGUGCAUGGAGGUCUUGUUUCAACUGAAUUCGUGGUGUUAUCAAGAGGUCUCUUGACACUGCCUAACGAAGUAAACUAGCUCUUCGAGGUCUUGGUCAAGAAACAUGGUAUAUUUGUACCGCUGCCCAUUAGACGUCCUCGGCGAAGCCCUGGCCUAGGCCGACCAGCAUCUCGGCUUGCGUGGAACCCGCACUCUGGCCCUUCCUGCUACACCUUCAGACACAGCAUGCGGAUCACAGCAGAGAUAACUGCUUCCUGGCCUCCAUCGAAUAACGUUGAUCCAGAAACUCGCGGGCCGAACAACAUCAUUGUCGGGUUACUUCUGUUGAGUUUAGCAGGGGUUGUUCUCGCCAUACGAAUUUAUACACGCGUGAAGAUAUCCAACGGCUUUGGUCACGACGACGUGCUGAUCUGCCUUGCAUACGUACCCGCGGUGGCCUUUGUGGUGCUCCAGGCCAUAGGUCACUUCAGACUCGACACAGAUCGUCACACGUGGGAUGUACGCCCUGAACUGGUGAUGCUGAGUUUGCAGGUUGGCCUUGCAGAGCAGAUUCUCUUUGCCCUGGCAACAGGGUUCACCAAGCUUUCCAUUCUCGCUCUCCUCUACAGAGUAGCUGCUUGCUCGAGGGGCCGGACCAAGCACGUUGUGUUUGUCCUAUCCGGGGUGGUAACACUCGAUACAAUUGUGUUUGUGCUCGUGACGAUAUUCCAAUGCUCACCCAUAUCCGACAUCUGGACAGUCGCUCUUGGGCCACAGCGCUGCAUCAAACAAGGGCUUCACGUUAUUGUUGCCAGUAUUAUCAACACCAUCCUGGACUUCCUCAUCGUCUUCGUCCCCGUCAAGAUGGUGUUGGGUAUUCAGUUGCCUCUCCCCCAACGUCUCACGAUUCUUUCACUCUUUGCAGGUGGAUUGCUCGUCUGCAUCGCUGGCUCAGUCAGGACCUAUCUCACCUGGGUUAUGGUCACCAGUCCGGAUGGUGAUAUUACUUGGCGACUGUACGACACCAGGUUUCCAGGCGCAGUCGAGCCUUUUCUUGGUAUCAUUUGCGCCUCGGCCACAGCCACCAAACCAUUCUUCGCACGCUACUUUCCACGACUCCGGAUAUUGGAGAAACCGCCUGCUGCUGAUUCUGACAGCAAACCUAAUCGACCUUCUCAUCAAGCGAACAAGAGCCAGCAGUCGGGGUACUUACCUACCAAUGACAAGAACCAAUUUCUCCCUAACCUAAACAAACCAUUACCGAGCCCACCUACGAAUGCGGGCGUUACAAGACACGACGUUCAACCAAUCCAUCCUGGCGGUAUAUGAAUACGACACCCGCGCCCAAAGUCUAACCAGUGGUCCGUCUUUUCUACUCAAUCUGACGACUUUUGCUUAUUUUGGAGCACGGGAGGAAAUUUCCCAUCUCUUUGUCCUCAUCUCCCCCGUCUUGACGAGAUUUUCCGCCGGGCGGGUAUGGAUAUUGUCUUGGGUUGGGUGUAACUUGGUCCCGACGAAGCCUUGUAGUUAUUAAAGAAUCCACAUAUUUCUGUAUUGUGUGAUGACACAACAGGGGGGAACUCUGCAUGCGUGGGG